Messenger RNA from Synchiropus splendidus (mandarinfish), 1085 nucleotides. It is a transcript of the gene gstt2, whose product is annotated as glutathione S-transferase theta 2. Gene Ontology annotation, biological process: glutathione metabolic process. Gene Ontology annotation, cellular component: cytoplasm. The record is from RefSeq and is a predicted model, not a curated record. NCBI's taxonomy places the organism in Eukaryota, Metazoa, Chordata, Actinopteri, Syngnathiformes, Callionymidae. Bases 336 to 1022 code for a protein of 228 amino acids. Gene Ontology annotation, molecular function: glutathione transferase activity. The transcript has 5 exons.
CCCACACUUCACCCCCAAGUACAAUACGCGCGCAACGAAAUUCUUGAAAAGGUCACGUGACGAGGCAGCUCACCAGCGCGCGGGCGCGGUUCCCGAUGCGAGACGAUGGAGAAACUGCCAGUUGUGACGUAAAUGGAACACGGCAUCAGUUCCGAACUGUCCGCGACCCUGCAGCGCAUCGGUACGUUAAGAAGUCCGUGUAGAAACACCUCAGAAGAAGGUUCCGGGUCAGGCGACGGACCAACAUGUUCCGGAUGUGACGUAGGUACGUUCGCUGAAAGACGUCGCAAGUGUACAAAGUUCGUCAUGACCAGAAUCUGAAGAAGGCUUUCCAUAUGGCGACCAGUCGAGUUGUGGAAGUUUACCUGGACCUUCUGUCGCAGCCCUGCCGGGCCGUGAAAAUCCUUCUGGACCGAACCAAGAUCCCGCACCGAGUCCGGACUGUGGCCUUGCGCAAAGGAGAAAACCGAAGUCCAGAAUUCAGCAAGCUCAACCCCAUGAUGAAGGUUCCGGUUCUGGUGGACAACAAGUUCGUUCUGACUGAAAGUGAUGCGAUCAUGAAGUAUCUGGUCACUAAGUACGAUGUCCCGGAUCACUGGUACCCUCGGCACCCGGAGCGGCGGGCACGGGUGGACGAGUACACAUCGUGGCAUCAGACCAACACUCGGCCACACGCGGCCAAAGUCUUCAUCCUGGAGGUGCUGUUGCCGGCUCAAGGGGGCACUGCAGUGGACCAAGGCCGCCUGGACUCUGCACUGGCUCAGCUGGACCACACUCUAGACAAGCUGGAGAGCAUGUUCCUGCGCCGGCAGCCUUUCCUGUGCGGGGAUGACAUCACCGUGGCCGACCUGCUGGCCGUGUGUGAACUCAUGCAGCCACUCGGAGGGAACAGAGACGUGCUGCAGCGCCGCCCCCUGCUACAGAGCUGGAGAACCCGCGUCCAGUCGGCAGUCGGCGAGGCUUUCGACGAAGCACAUGCGGUGCUGUACGCCGUCAGAGACCGACAGAGAGCGCGGCUGUGACGUCACGCUCGUGUGAUGAUGGCAGUCUGAGUAACCACUAAAGUGUGUUGUAAAUGAGUGGCU